AUGAAGCGCAACUUCAAGGCCACGUACAUCCCGCCAUCUUCGCCGGCGCCUGUGUCGGCACCCUCGUCGUCAUCGUCGUCAUCGUCGUCAUCGGGGCCUGCUGCAUCGUGCGCGAGUGAUGGCGAGAGCGUCAUCAAGUUCUACGGCGCACGUAAUGCCAACGGCUGCUUCUCCAACUUCUCCGCCCACCCCAUUCUCCUACGAGGCAAGCAGUGGCCGACGACUGAGCACUACUUCCAGGCGCAGAAGUUUGCAGGCACGCCCAUGGAGGAGACGAUCCGACUCGCAGACACGCCGGCACGGGCCAAGAAGCUGGGCCGCAGCCACAAGGCCACCCGACGCGCCGAUUGGGAAAAGGUGAAGGAUGACUACAUGUACAAGUGCGUGCUGGCCAAGUUCAGCCAACACGUCAGCAUCCGACGAACGCUGCUCGACACCGGCGACGCACUCCUCGUCGAACACACCUCCGCUGACAGCUACUGGGGCGAUGGCGGCGAUGGGUCGGGCAAGAACAUGCUGGGCAAGAUCCUCAUGCGCGUGCGCGACGAGCUGCGCGGACAACAGGAGCCGACCAACAAAGCCCAAAAGGCCUCACGCGGCACGCUCGUCAACAAGCGUAAUAACGACACAUAA
Messenger RNA from Acanthamoeba castellanii str. Neff, 633 nucleotides. RefSeq lists its product as uncharacterized. The record is from RefSeq and is a predicted model, not a curated record. Lineage: Eukaryota; Discosea; Longamoebia; Acanthamoebidae. The transcript is spliced from 5 exons. The coding region runs from base 1 to 633 and encodes 210 amino acids.